UAGAGUCUGUCGUUUUCUUGAAUUUUUCUUAUCCUAUUACCCGCAUGCAAUUUCAUCAUCCAUGUCGACUAUUUAUAUAAACCCUCACCCUUAACCUUUCUUGUAAUAAUAAUCCAACAAGAAUCUCUCUCUCUCUUUCCUUCUCUCUCUCUUUCUCUCUCCAAACCAAGCUACAUAUAUAUCUUUGUUUUGAGAGUUGUAUUAAUCCAUGGAUGUAAAAGGAAGAAACAACAACAACAACAACGUUGUUAUGAGUAGUGAAGAUGAUGAGAUGGACCUUAGAAGAGGUCCAUGGACGGUGGAUGAGGAUCUAACCCUCAUGAAUUACAUUGCUACUCAUGGUGAAGGUCGUUGGAAUACCCUAGCAAACUUAGCAGGUCUUAAACGAACGGGCAAGAGUUGUCGAUUGAGGUGGCUAAACUAUCUUCGUCCUGAUGUUAGACGAGGAAACAUCACACUUGAAGAGCAACUAAUGAUUCUUGAGCUUCAUACUCGUUGGGGUAAUCGAUGGUCAAAAAUAGCACAAUAUUUACCUGGAAGAACAGACAACGAAAUAAAGAAUUAUUGGAGAACUCGUGUGCAAAAGCUAGCCAAACAACUCAAAUGCGACGUGAAUAGCAAGCAAUUCAAAGACACCAUGCGUUAUCUUUGGAUGCCAAGACUAGUAGAGCGCAUUCAGGCCGCAUCAGCCGCCACUUCCACCACCACCAAGGCCGUCGUCAACAAUACUUCAUCCAACUACAUCAACAAUAAUAAUGGCGUAAAAGCUACAAUGGGUUCAACUCCAACAAUUACUUCUAUAAACAAUGAAUUUGUGAGUUCACAACCACAUAUGACACAAGGUUAUACCCUAGAGAACAGUUACACAACCACAUCUUCAGAUUCAUUUGAGAAUAAUAUCUCAACAAUAUCAAAUUUGGGUGAUAAUAAUAAUUAUUGUUACACAAGUUUUGAUAAUAAGGAUAACCCUAAUUUAGAUUAUUAUCAACCUUCUCAUCAACCUAGCUUCUCAGAUUGCAUCACAAGCCCAUCUGGAUUAUUCUCCUCUCAAGAAAUAACUGAUUUCCAAUUCAUGGAGCCAAACACACCAUGGAUACAAAAUGAGGACUCAUCAAACAUUUUUUGGAAUGAUGAAACCAUCUUGUUUUUGGAGCAACAACUCAUGAAUGAUACCAUGUAAAAAUAUAUAUCUUAAAUUGUGGAUUAUAUAUUUUUAUAUUAUAUUAAAUAGAAAAAAUUAGUGUGGGGGAUUUUUUGUUUUAGUUUCAUAAUUUUGAGGUGGUUGUUGAA
This is a messenger RNA of Vicia villosa (hairy vetch), 1290 nucleotides long. Its product is annotated as MYB-like transcription factor EOBI. The record is from RefSeq and is a predicted model, not a curated record. Gene Ontology annotation, cellular component: nucleus. The coding region runs from base 209 to 1180 and encodes 323 amino acids. The transcript is spliced from 3 exons. Gene Ontology annotation, molecular function: DNA-binding transcription factor activity; sequence-specific DNA binding. NCBI's taxonomy places the organism in Eukaryota, Viridiplantae, Streptophyta, Magnoliopsida, Fabales, Fabaceae. Gene Ontology annotation, biological process: regulation of DNA-templated transcription.